AUGGCCGCCGCUGCCGCCGCCGCCGCUCCGUUCUCCAUCCGGGGGUAUGCGGCGAGGGCGCGGGCGGGGGCGGCGGACGCGGGGAGGUGCUGGCCGUUCGGCGGGGAGGCGGCGCGGCUGCCGCCGAUGGAGGUGCGGCGGUUCCGGUGGUGGGAGGACGAGGCCGCCGCGCUGGCUGAGGAGGAAGGGGAGGAGGAGAGGAGGAUGGCGGCCAAGCGGCGGAAGCGCUCUAUCGUCGAGCUCUUCGCCGCGGUGCCCAAGGUCGCCGCCGGCGACGAGGUGCUCGGGAGGGGGAAGCGGGUCAGGAGGAAGCUUGACAAGGGGGAGCCGCCGCUCGGGGCUGAGGCGGCGAAGAAGAAAGGGUUUAAGAAGGAGAAGAUCGUGGUUCAGAUUGGCGUCAGAAAAAAGGGGAAAAGUAGCAAGACAAAAGUCACCUCAGCUAGUAUGUCGCAGUUGUUUCAAGAUGCCGUACAAAAGCAGAAGUUGAAAAAGUCUCUUAACAAGAAAAAGGGAGUUUUAUUGGGAAAGAAAAGCAUGAAGGGAAAUAAAAUGACGAGUUUAAGCAGCCAGAAGGCUACAAAGAGCAGCUGUCAUGUUCAGAGCAUUCUUAAGAAGCAUCUGAAAACAGGAAUGUGCACACCAGUGAAAAACACGGAUGUUAUGCCUCCAUCGAAGUCUUUAAUCAAACAAAAGCAUGUUACCUUUUCUGAUGACAAUGACAUACUUGGAAGGACAGCCUCUCAACUUGAAGAUGGCACAGGGAAAUCACAGUUAUUACAAACAUCCCAGCAACCAUACAAGUAUGGUAAAUCUCAGGGAGGUGACAAUCACCAUAGUAUAUAUAGACCACAAUCCUUGUAUCAACGAAUGGGUGCUCCAUUGGAGAGUGUUGAGGAGGAUGCUGGCUCUACUGUUCUGCUUGCUAAAUCAAAAGAGAAAACUAUAUUGGGCAAUUCAGUGGAUUUGAACCAUUGCUUAGAGAUAUCCAGCAGUGCCAGUUGUUUGAGCUCUAUUAAUUCAGCAGUCCUAUCAGGUCAGGUCCUUGCCCAAAACUUUGCUGGCAUGGGCUCUGUUCCGAGCAAAAGCUUAAAUGUCGAUGUUGGAUUUCAAGCAGAAGCAAAUAAUCAUAAAUACCAAGGAUCAUCUGUUAGUGCUAGUUUAACAGUCAGUGCGAGAUCAGGUGAUCUUAUUAGACGACAAUUGCCUGAACCUUCUAAUUCUUGUUUAGUUGCUUCUCUCAAUGUAAUCGAUAGGAACAGAAGCAAAAUGCUUCAGGAAAGGUUGACAGCAGUUCAUCCUAGGCUUCUUGGAUCAAAAGACAUGGUGAACAGCAUAAGCUCUUCAGCAGGAUCAAACAAAUCAACAGAUGCACAGACUUCAAAUUGUGUAUCUGCAUGCAGGAGCAUUAACACCAGUGAUGACUAUAUGGGGCUUCCUCUUAAUUCGCAUGGUGAAUUUGUCAAGCUUCAUCCUACUGGCACAAUUGACUCUAAUGGGAUGAUUAAGAGACAAUUCUUCGGGGAGGACGUGCGACCUUCAGCAUUUCCGACCUUUUUCACACCUGAAACUUUAAUGGAUUAUGCCUAUUUAAAAACCUGCUAUCAAGCUCCACGAUUUUGUGCUGUAGAUACCUUCGGUUUUCACUCAGAGCCUUAUCUUUCUCCCACAGUAGCAGCUCCAUAUGGUAUGAGUUUCAGGCAGUCACCAAAUUCUGAAAGAAUGGAGAUACCCAACUAUGCAAUUCCUGGCAAUAAUGGUCCAUAUGACAACCAGCAAGAGGUUUCAGUGGAUUGCUUUUGCCCUGGAUUCAUGGGACAAGAUAAUCAAGCACGCAAGUCAUUAGAGAUGCACAGCUGCUUGCCUAGUCAGAAUUAUGAGCAGAACACCCACCCAGCUCCAGAAACAACAGUGCGCCUGAUGGGCAAAAACGUCACUCUUGGAACCAGCAGUAAACAAUGCAGAGGUCUAGAUAACAAGAAUCCUUGUCCAAAUAAACAGAUCAGGGAUGAAGGUCAUUCCUUUCAGGGAAUGUGCACAAAAGAUUUUCCUCAAUUGUUUCAUGGUGCUUGUGUAGAGCCUCCUAACACAUUGAGAAAUUCAUACGGAGGGGUAGAAUAUCCAUCAUGUUUUCCUUCAGUUCCAGAAGCUGAACUAAGGUGUGGCCUUGAUGCCUAUAGUUUCAGGACAAGUGGUCGCUAUCAGCAACCUCAUCUAGCUGUGAGAAAUAAGCUGUAUGUUCACCCAGUGAGAAGGCACAAUGAGGCUGAGCUAUGGCAUCAGCAGCUCUCUGUGGAAAACCAUAUUGUUGGUGCUUCUGAACCCCAGCUCCUUGGUUCUAUGCACCUCAGACAGAGUCAAAAUGCUGCAACAAUGCCAUCUUACAGUCCAAAAGAAAGCUUUAGCAACUUAGUAGAGACAAGACCAGCGCACUCUCAGUUCACUUAUUUUCCGCAGCAAAUAAAAAAUGUGACACAGAGGACCCCAAUAUCAUCUUUUUUGUCUGGUUACGCCGUUCAGAGCAGUCCUGGUUUAACAGCUCAAACAAAGUUUACCUCCCUCCGUCCAUUACCCCCUUCAAUUACGUCGUCUUAUGUUUACAGCAGUGAUGAUGCACAGUCUCAUGGAUCUGUUCCUCCAUUUUAUCCAUCAAUUGCCUUGUCAGAUCAGGCAAGCAAAAAUAGCUCUCCUGGUGAUAUCAGAGGCAAUAGGAGCAUGCAACAGACUCGGAUUACAUCAAACCAUGAUAGUUUUGAACAAAUGAGCAGAGGUUGCAAAAGAUCAGCAGGAGAUAAUAUGCUCCUGACAGCAAGGAAACCUUGCAUAGCAGUAGGAAAGGACCUAAAUUUGUUGCCACUUCAAGAAGAAAGGCUAGGAUUUCGUGGGACUAGACCAGAUCCACAACUACCGGUUUGUCUCAGCAAAGAUUCUGAAGUAGAUGUUCAACUCAUAAACGGCAAUACGCAGACCACAUGGUCUGAUUCUGUCAAUAUGGUGAGUGCAAGACCUGUCAAGUUGACAUCUGGAGCUAAGCAUAUACUUGAACCAGGUGGUAAUGCUAGUGCUACCAUGGGCGAAGAUGAGUCGUGGCCUGUGCAUUCGAUCAAAAAAUUUGUAGUGGACAAUGAUGUUCAUGCAGUAAGUACAUCAAAGAAGAGAGACGAAGGAAUUUGCGGGGUCUGACCUUUCAAGCGGUAAGUCUU
Molecule: messenger RNA, 3200 nt
Organism: Oryza brachyantha (malo sina)
Lineage: Eukaryota; Viridiplantae; Streptophyta; Magnoliopsida; Poales; Poaceae
Exons: 3
Coding region: 1-3180 (1059 amino acids)
Source: RefSeq, a predicted model, not a curated record